Molecule: messenger RNA, 1401 nt
Organism: Plodia interpunctella (Indianmeal moth)
Lineage: Eukaryota; Metazoa; Arthropoda; Insecta; Lepidoptera; Pyralidae
Exons: 4
Coding region: 13-1377 (454 amino acids)
Source: RefSeq, a predicted model, not a curated record
CAAUCUGCUUUUAUGAUCUGUUUACGGCCGCCAUUUUAUUGUCGCAUUAAAUUCUCGUGCGCCGCCAUGUCGGCCGCUGACUCGGGAGCACUGCUACUGGUCUCCGCUAUCUUCUGGGCAGGCCUCACCCACGCCGCGAGUAUGAAGAAAGAUCUGUCGCGCGCCACCAAGUCGGUAGACCUGGUGAGCGUGCUGAAGGAGGACCUCCGCAAGAACAACGACGACUACAAGGACCUGCGCGACCCGCCCACCACCAGCGCCGACAUCAGGAACCCCUACCUCGGUAAUGGAGAUGAGGUCAUCAGCGAGUCGGAGGCGAAAAGCAGGAAAAACUUUGACUUGGCGCGGCGUAACUUUCAAGACACACAAAAAUCCCAGAACGAGGGCAAGCCACAUGACACAAACCCCACGCUGCCGCCCAAAGACACUAAAUUAAAUGACAAACACAUGCUACACGAUAAAGGUGCGGAAAAAAACGAAAAAACAGAAACACAAUCUCAAAAACUACAUUUUAAAAAUGUAGAGGAAAAAAUUAAGUCUGAUGAAAAAUUCCUAAAGUCGCAUCGUAAAAGUAUACCCACAAAUAAUGACGAGUCCGUGUUGCACGACAUUCAAAUGAAAAAAGAAGAAAAUUUUGAAAUCUGGAAACCAGUUUCCGAACGAAAAGUUUUUAAUAAAAAUGCUAUGUUACAUGACAAGCAGCAUAAAAGAUUUGAUAACAAAUUAAUGUUGCAAGACACGAAGUCGGGGGACAAACCGUCGAAGCCAGAAGCUAAAAAGCCAAUUGAUUGGCUGAAAGUGAGCAGCGAAACAGAAGGCGCUCAUCUGAAGAACCAAAGGUCGACUAAAACUCCAGAAAGCAGAGGAUUUGUAACAAAAACAGCCUCGAAUAUUGACGCGCGUCGUAAACGCAACAAAUACGAAAAGCUGCACCAACUGCUGGACAAGGAGGGGCUGCUGAGCAAGUUCCUGAAGAGCGGGCCGCGCGGGCGCGGAGUGGCGGGCGGGGCCGGGGCCGGCGGAGGGGGGCGCGGGCGCGGCGGCGGGGAGAUGCGGCACCGCGCCUUCGAGAUCGAGUCGGACAUGGAGGCGGUGACGCUGCCGGCCGACACCAUCCCCAGCGAGGAGCUGGACAUGCUGCCCGCCACCGGCGAGCGCGUCGAGGCGCUCAAGAGAAAAGGCCGGUUCUGCCACCGCCACAUCCUGUUCCCGGAGGGCCCGAAGUACGACAGCCGCGGACGCGUGUACGAGCCCGGGCACGCGGACCAGCAGGCGGCGCGCAAGCGCGAGCGCAACUUCGCGCACACGAAGCUGCCGCAGCAGGUCCUGCCCAAGUGCUGCAACUGCUGCAAGAAGUCCGUGCUCGGGUGCGAAUGAUGCUCCAUUAAAUUGUAGUCUUUA